UCUCAAUCUCCAUAUCCUGUUUAUCCCUUCUUACUCCUCCAAAGCUGGCUUCAUCCAUUAUAGAAGUCUUCCACAAAGAUCUUUUACCCAUCAAUCCAUGAUUUCAUCAACCAUCAAAUGCCUCGAAACCACUCAUUCCAUUGAUGACCCAACAACUAUUAGGCGAUCUGCAAACUAUCAACGUAGUAUCUGGGAUUUUGAUUUUGUUCAAUCCUUAAAGAGUGAUUACAAGGGGGAGACCUACAAGAGCAAAACCAAGAAAUUGGAAGAGGAAGUGAGGCAUAGGUUUGAUGAUGAUGGAGCCAUGGGGCAGUUGGGUUUGCUCGAGUUGAUUGAUGAUAUUGAGAGAGUUGGGUUAGGGUACCUCUUUGAAGAAGAGAUCAAGAAAACCCUGGACACCAUAGUGUGCAUGGAAGAUAUAAAGGAGGGUCUCCAUGCCACAGCUCUUCGGUUUAGGCUCCUUAGACAACAUGGGUAUGAGGUAAACCAAGAUACGUUCAACCACUUGAAAGAUGAGAUGGACAAUUACAUGGCUGGCUAUUUAGCAGAUGUAAAUGGAAUACUAAGUUUGUAUGAAGCUUCUCACCUUGCUGCAGAAGGUGAAAGUAUUUUGGAGGAGGCCAAACACUUUACAAGGACAGCUCUAAAGGGAAUGAAGGGUAAUAUAGACCCAAACCUAGCAAAACAAGUGAAUCAUGCUUUGGAGCUUCCUCUUCACAAGAGGAUAACAAAGUUGGAGGCUAGGUGGUAUAUGGACAUCUAUCAGAGAAAGGAGAAGUCAAUUCCUGCUUUAAACCAACUAGCAAAGUUGGAUUUCAAUAUUGUCCAAGGAAUUCAUCAGGAAGAUGCAGCUGAUUUAUCAAGGUGGUGGAAAAAUUUGGGCCUUGGUGACCAGUUUGAGUUUAUAAGAGAUAGUCUGAUCCCAUGCGUUUUAUGGACAAUUGGUUUGAACCCAGAGCCUCAAUUUAGUAAUUUUAGGAAGGAACUGACUAAGGUUGGUAUGCUAAUAACGAUGAUCGAUGAUGUUUAUGAUGUCUAUGGUACCUUGGAAGAGCUUGAACUUUUUACUGAUGCUGUGGAGAGAUGGGAUGUCAAGGCAAUAGGACAACUUCCAGACUAUAUGAAGACAUGCUUUUUGGCUCUCUUCAACAAUGUUAAUGAAAUGGCCUAUUUUCACCUCAAGGAACAUGGAAUUGACAGCAUACCUUUCCUUAAGAAAGCGUGGAUUGAUCUAUGCAAAUCAUACUUAGUAGAAGCAAAGUGGUAUUACAAUGGUCAUAAAACAACACUCCAGGAGUACCUAAACAAUGCAGUGAUUUCAAUAGGAUGCAAUGUAAUACUCAUUCAUUGCUUUUUCGCAUUGCGACAAACGAUUCGAGAGGAGGCAUUAGAUUGCGUAUCACAAAAUUUGAAUAUCUCAUGUUGCUCAUUGAUGAUUGUUCGACUUGCUAACGAUCUUGGUACUUCAAAGGCUGAAUUAGAGAGAGGUGAUGCACUGAAAUCAAUCCAAUCUUACAUGUAUGAAACUGGUGCUUCUGAGGAUAUGGCUCGUGAACAUAUAAGCCACAUGAUUGAUGAAACGUGGAAGAAGAUGAAUACAGAUGUAAUCAAAAAUGAAUUUCUUCUGUCUCAACCUUUUAUCAAGACAACAGUAAAUCUUGCUCGUACGUCACUAUGCAUAUAUCAAUAUGGAGAUGGCCAUGGUGUCUUUGACGAUGAGAGCAAAAAUCGAGCUGAAUCAUUGUUGUUUGAACCUAUUCCUUUGUUAAUGGAUGCUUAAGGGCCUUCUUUGCUAGUUCUCUUCCCUUCUUCUCCUUCCAUUCCUUUCCUCUCCAUACCAAAAAAGAAUACAUAAAUAAAUAAAUAAUAUUGUAAUACAUGCUUCGAACGUUAUAGAAAUUACCUUGAAUGAAAAGUUUUGUUGUUGUUUUUCUUGUUUAUUGAAAACAUUAAUGAUCAAUAUCACUUCUUUGCUUGAUAAAGAAUGUUGAGUGGUUUUGAACCAUA
Messenger RNA from Macadamia integrifolia, 2007 nucleotides. Its product is annotated as alpha-terpineol synthase, chloroplastic-like. Gene Ontology annotation, biological process: diterpenoid biosynthetic process. The coding region runs from base 98 to 1780 and encodes 560 amino acids. Gene Ontology annotation, molecular function: magnesium ion binding; terpene synthase activity. The transcript has 7 exons. NCBI's taxonomy places the organism in Eukaryota, Viridiplantae, Streptophyta, Magnoliopsida, Proteales, Proteaceae. The record is from RefSeq and is a predicted model, not a curated record.